Molecule: messenger RNA, 6707 nt
Organism: Bicyclus anynana (squinting bush brown)
Lineage: Eukaryota; Metazoa; Arthropoda; Insecta; Lepidoptera; Nymphalidae
Gene: asp
Product: protein abnormal spindle
Exons: 8
Coding region: 205-6546 (2113 amino acids)
Biological process (GO): spindle organization; mitotic cell cycle; establishment of meiotic spindle localization
Cellular component (GO): spindle pole
Molecular function (GO): protein binding
Source: RefSeq, a predicted model, not a curated record
AUGACGGACGACGACGGUUAUUUUUUCGAAUUUAUGUCUUGUGAAUGUGAACUCUUGUUGUGUCAUUGAAUUUCAAAUUCAAAUCUUCAAAAAUCGUUUUUAAGUUUCAAUCUCGUUGUAAAAAUAAUUUUAAAGACAUGACAUCAAAUUAACGGUUAUGAUUAAAUUAUUAAUAUAUAAACCCAACAAAUAGCUUGGACCAUAAUGUAUUUCCAGAUCGAAAAUACUCCUGAAAAUGUGAAAAGAGCACGGAAGAAGAAAAAUGUUGAAGUUAUUCAAGAAGAAUGUCCCAGACUAAUCCUGGCCCCUUUCUCAAAACCUCCUCAAGUAGUAUUCGAUAAUAUUGUCAUAGGAACAACAUGUGAAAAGGAGUUGGAAUUGUCAAAUCCAACAAAAAAUGCUCAACAGAUAACAUUGGCUGAAACCCUACCACCAGGGUUAACUAUAAAUUUGCCAGGAGAAUGCUUGGAAAUUGAACCAGAAACAUGCUACUGUGUGUCCAUGGAAUGGACUCCCGCACAGAUCAUAUCAAUGCGAAAGACUAUACGGUUCACUAAUGAAAAUAGAGGGCGCUAUGAUAUUAUUGUUGUCUUGAAAUCUGUUAUGCCUGCUAAAGGAAAAUGCAAUCAGUCAAAAGUCAAGACUUCUCCUGGAAAAAUUAAGAAAAGGACAACAAAGAAAUCACCUGUUGCACUCAACAAAAAGAAAAUCGAAGCUGUUUGUAGUACAGGAGCUAUUAAGAAAAGUGUCAGUGUUGCACAGUCAACACAAUAUAAAGUUUUCAGUGCUACCAACAAAGAAAACAAUGAUCCCCAUAAUGACUAUUCAAUGGAUUCAAAUUUUUAUAACUAUAAUCCUUUCAACUCAUUAUCAAGUUCGGAUAUUAGAACAUCAGACUUAUUUUCCAAUAUGCAACGUCCAAAGCCAACUUUAUAUGAUACUUAUGAUAAAUCUGACAUAAAACUCGUAGAUGAUUCAGCACAUGUUUCUAAUAAUGUACUGAAGCCUUUUAACAAACAAGCAUGUGCAAAUACUUCAGCUUCAGAUUUAUUUGAUAAUCUUACUUUCACACCUCUUAAAGGUAUUCAAUCAAAAAAUGAUAAAUUAGAGAAAGGGCCCAAAGUUAUAAUCAGUGUUAACUCCGACAGUGAUUUUGAUGAUAGUGUAGAUAUUAAAAAUAGUAAUAAAGAAAAUGAAACUCAUUCUAUUAUAUGUGUGACAUCAAUACAGCAGCCAACCAAGUGGCUGACGAAUGUACAUGAAAAUACUCAGUCUAAUGAAACUCCAGUACUCAAGAAAAAAAUUCCAAAUACAUCUUCGCCAAAAGACUUCAACAGUCCAAAUUUUUCUAUCAAUACUGAUUUUUCACGUAUCAGUGAAACAUCCUUCUUACCGCAAAGAUAUUCAACUGAACGUAAAGUUUAUCCCAAAAUGAAUAAUGAAACUCACGACAUCGUGGAUGAUUCAAAUAUGAAUGUUAAAAUAAGUUCUGAUACUUACACUAAAGAAUCACCUAUUACUCCUCUGGAUUAUCGCACUAACAGGCUGAACUCUGAGUUUAGGCAUUUGCCGAACUUCAUGAAAGAGCCGUUCCCAAAAAUGUGUCGGCAAUCGCUAUUUAAAGAACAACAACAUUAUAGAGACUUAAAUGAAAGAAAUUACUUGGCUAUGUCUGAAAAUUUCCGAUGGCACAAUGAUAUGUCCGUCAGAUCUCCACCUCGAUCAUUGACGCCUCCAUUGCAGUCUAUACCGGAAGAAAGCAUACAGUUCUCAGGAACACAAAUCUCAGAUAAACACACCGCAACGUUUACAAUAGAUCAAACUUUCGCUAGACCUAGUGACGUAUCGUUCGCGUCUACAGAUCGACAAUUAAUGUGGUCUAAAAGCUGCAAAAGAGCUGAACCGCCGGUAUGGAAAAUACCUGCGCCUGUGACUAAAAAGUCUAUCAAAACAAAGACUAAGGAAUCACUGAAUAACAAAAGAAAUUCGAUUCAAGAAAAAAAUACAAGCGUCAAUCAAAAUAGCUAUCUAAAUUACGUUGACGAUGUUUAUUCUCAAUCUUUCACUGUAGACCCAUUUUUGUCAUCGACAUAUUAUUAUGAUAAGGAUGCUGUGGAAAACUUUGAAAGGGAGUUUAAAAAGUGGCUUAAUUGCAUUUUGACACCACCUGCCGAUUUAGAUAGUAAUAUAGAGCAAAAAGUAGACGUAGCCAAAGCCUGGAUAGAAAAUCGGAACAAAGAAGUACCACUCGCUCCGACAAAGGAGCAAGUAUGCAACGCAUAUCAUAAUAGUCACAGAUUGGAAAGCUUACGAAGAUCCGCUCGGACGCUGUUGCGCAGCCCUGAAAUCAAUCAAGUGUACCUCAAACUCCAAGCACAGAUCGAAAAGAAAUUAAUUGCUAUAAGGAACGACAAAAAUCUACACCUAGAUGUUGGCCUUCAGAAGAUUAUAAUGGAGAUCCUGCUUUCUUAUAACCCAUUGUGGCUUCGUAUUGGGCUAGAAGUGAUCUACGGUCUCAUUUUACCUUUGAAGUCCAACAACGACUUUGAAGGUUUAACAACUUUCAUAAUCCAUCGUAUGUUUAAAAAUCCGAAUUUGAAGAACAAACAUUCAAAAACGUCAGCACCUAACAUGCUUUUACCUGCUUACAUAGAAGCCAUAAAAAAAUUUACUCUCAAAAAAUUUUUCAUCUUAGUGUUCUUCUUGGAUCAAGCUAAACAGAAAAAGUUGAUCCCUCACGAUCCAUGUUUAUUUAGGAGAAAUGCGCUUUACAAAGAGAGCAAGGAAAUUAUAAUUAAUUUCACAAAAGAGUUGAUUGCUGGAAUCGGGGAUAUCACUAAGCAUCUUCGUCCGCUCGGCUAUGUCGUCAGUCACAAGCAGUCUUACCUCGACGAGUACAUAUUUGCUGUGAAAAACAUAGCAGUCGAUAUACGAGACGGAGUUCGAUUGACAAAAGUAAUGGAGAUAAUUCUCAUGAGAAAUGGACUGUUACAUCAACUCCGAACGCCGGCUGAAAACAGACUUCGAAAGAUACAUAACGUGCAAGUUGCUCUGAACGCGUUGAAAGAAGCUAACUUUGUUAUCGUCGGUGACAUCUCUGCUGCCGAUAUAGCGGAUGGUCACAGGGAAAAGACAUUAUCUCUUUUAUGGCAGCUUAUACAUGUUUUCCGUGCACCGUUAUUCGUGACAGCAGCUACUACUAUCCAGACGUGGUGGAGGAAGAAGUACGAAGUAAUUAUUGCGAAGAGAAAAGAGGAAGAGAGAUUACUCGCUCGACUUAACACUGCAUCAAGUAAAAUUCAGUUUUGGUGGCGAAAAAUUCAGUACAACCGUAUGGUCGAACAUCGAAUGCAAAAAGACACGAAAAUGGCCAUAAUUAUUCAAAAAUAUUGGCGCAUGUGGCUUUGUCGAAACCAGCUUAGGAAACUUAAAUUGAGUGUUAAUAAAAUAUCUGAGUUUUAUAUAAACUGUAAAUUGAAGAAACAAGCAAAAGAAACACUUCAAUUAUUGAGAGCACAAAAAGAGCUGAGAUAUAAAUCUGCUAUUUGUAUUCAAAGAUACUUCAGAGCCUAUCUUAAAAAGAAGGACCAAAGGAACAAAUAUCUGCGAUUAAAAACAUUUGUGAUUUUGAUACAGGUUCGAUAUCGAAGCAUUUUGACAAUGCGACGUGAGAGGGCCGCUUAUUUGAAACUUAGGAAUGCAGUAGUAUUAAUACAGAGAAUAUACAGAGCCAAUAAAUUAAUGAAAGAAUCUCGAUAUGAAUAUGAGAAGUUAAGAGAGGCAGCUCUUGUUGUACAAUCACGAUAUAGAGCUUUAAUACUGAUGCGCGAGAUACGAGCAAAUUACAUAAAACUGAAAUCUUCCUGCAUUAUCAUCCAGAAUGCAUACAGAGCAUACUUGCAAGGCAAAGAGCAACGGCAAAUAUACCUUAACCAAAAACGAUCUGCAGUAACGAUUCAAAGAUGGUAUAGAUCCUUAAAACAAGCAAAAGAAAUAAGACAACAGUAUGUAAUAAAGAAACAAGCUUGUACCACUAUACAAAUAUUUUGCAAAGCAUAUAUUGUUGGCAAAAAACAAAGACUCGAGUAUAUUAAUAUGAAGACUGCUACUGUGUGUAUUCAAAAACAUUUCCGUAGUUAUUUAUUGACGAAAAGUAUUAGGACAGAGUUUCUAGAAAUGAAGAAAUCGACAGUUGUGAUUCAACGAUUUUACAGAUCAUGGUUGGAAACGAAGAAACUUAGAGAAAGAUACCUAAAGAUUAGACAGGCAACCAUAACUAUUCAAUUAUAUUACAGAGAAUAUCUGAUAACUAAAACCACACGACAAGCUUAUUGCAAUUUAAAAUCAGCGGCAAUUUGCAUACAACAACGAUAUAGAAGUCUUUUAUCUAUGAGGGUAGACAGAGAACUAUAUUUGAAUCUGCGUCGUUGUACUAUAAAUAUUCAAAGAAGAUUUAGGGCUCUUUUGGCUAUGAAAAGGCAAAGACACGACUACUUAAGACAGCGGGCAGCUAUUAUAACAAUCCAAAAAUCAUUUAGAUCUUUAUCUCUUAUGAAGCUAGAAAGGAGUAAAUAUUUAAGAUUGGUGCAGUCAUGUAUCACAAUCCAAACGCGUUAUAGAGCCUACAAAGUUGGCAAAGAUCAAAGAAAUAAAUAUUUACAGUUGAAAAAUGCCGCAAAUAAAAUCCAUCAAAGAUUUAGAGCUUUAAAGGAGAUGCGAAAGGAAAGACAAAGGUACUUGCAAGAACGCUCAGCUGCUGCAACGAUCCAACGACGAUUCAGAGCACGUAGGUUGAUGUUGCAAGAAAGGUCUAUGUUUACGAAGACGGUAGCUGCUUGCGUCUCUAUACAGCGAUUCUACAAAGCACACUUAAUCGGCGUAAAACAAAGAGAAACGAACACGAUAAUGAGAUCCUCCGCAAUCAUUAUUCAAAGACGUUGGAGAGAAUAUAGAAAAGCGAAAAUGGAACGUAACUCUUUUAUCAAAUUACGAAAUGCGACAAUUUUAAUACAACGUCUCUUUAGAUCUAAGAUCGAAACUCGCAUGAUGGUGAGGAAAAUGGCGGUUUUUAAAAUCCAGACAUGGUACUUGUCUAUCAAACAGCGCAACGAAUGUCGGUCUAAAUUUAUCGAUAUCAGAUCAAAAAUAAUCACUUUGCAGGCCUGUUACCGUGCGUACAUAUGUCGCAAGCGUUACCUUUCUAUGAGACAAGCAUCCAUCACAAUACAAAGAUAUUACCGUAAUUAUAAAUUGGCGAAAUCUCAAAGAGAAAGUUACAUUCGUCUCAAAUGGUCCGUAAUUAAGUUGCAAGCUUACGUUCGGGGAUCCAUUCAAAGGAGACGUUACUUGAGAUUGCGCGAAACGGUGCUGACUGCACAAGCCGUGUACAGAUUCAAGAAACAUUUAGCACUUGUUCUAAAACGCAGAGACGAGGCAGCGAUAUGCAUUCAGAAAAAUAUUCGUCGUUUUUUGACACAAUCCCGGUACAAUCUACUCAGAGAAAAAGUUAUUUUUAUCCAAAAAAUAUGGAGGAGUAAGCUUGCAGCGAGAUUGGUACGUUGCGAAUUUUCGCAAAAGAGAAGAAUUGUUGUGAAAUUGCAAGCCGCUAUCAGAGGGUUUUUGGCGCGCAAAGAUUUCCAAAAUAGAAAAGUGGAUUAUUUGAAAACAAAAGAUGAAAGGAGACGGAAUUGGGCUGCUUUGAAAAUUCAGGCCCUGUUCAUCGGACACAUGGCCCGGAAAGCCGCGGGCGCGCGCGCAGCACGCAUACGCAGUCGCUGGCGCAACGGCGCGCUGCUGUCCGACCAGCCGACGCUCAAGGAGAGGAACGAAGAAGCGCUGAAUAUCAUAUUUAAAUUUUCGGACAUCGCCAAAGUUUUAGAUGCGUUUGAAUCUCUAAAGCUGCUCACGGAAGUGAUGCCAGUGGCGUUCGAGGCGGAUGCGCCGGCGGUGGUAAAGCGUGUGUUCCUGUACAUGUCGACGAUGAACCGCUCCAUCUCCAGCGUGGAGGUGCUGCGCGCCGGCGCCGGCGUGCUCGUCAACUUGACCCGAUACAGGGGCACUGGCCCGCAGAUAUACACGAGAGAUCUCAUCUUACCGACACUCAAGUUCAUGUGGCGCUUCUGUAGUUCUGAUCCACAAUUGUUCUGCAUUUUGUCAACAUACAUCUGGCUGUUUUCGAAGUAUGACUCAAUAAAGAAGGAUUUAACCGAGUACCUGCAUAUGCCAGAGAACCAUAAAAUAUUAGUGUCGAUCAAGGCCAAUACACACCGAAUGAAAAGGAUGCACCAGAAUUUGAGGAACAGUGUAUACAGUACCCCUCAACCGUCCUGCGCUUACACGCGUACGUCCAACCAGUGCAACAUGUCGCUGUGGGCUGAGAACAGCUUCAGUAUUUGCCGUGCCAAUGGUAAUGCCAGUAUCGUGUUGCCUGCCACAGAGCCAGACUAUGGCAUUGUCCGUGCCAAUAGUCCGCAAUAUUUCGAGAAUGCUCAGGACGCAAUUACCUGUAUAUAUGACGUUUAUGGCUUACAACACCUUUCUGGGUAGUUUGAGUUUAUAAAAUAAGUACAAAAUCAUGAUUUUUCUGGUGCCAAUUGGGAAUAUGCACGUUUUCUUAUAUUCUUAGUUGUUUUUGACUUAACAAAACUAUGAUAAAAGUGAAAUCCUGAAACAUAACUUAUAAUUUUCUGCAAAAUAAACUCUGCAUG